This is a messenger RNA of Saprolegnia parasitica CBS 223.65, 400 nucleotides long. RefSeq lists its product as hypothetical. NCBI's taxonomy places the organism in Eukaryota, Oomycota, Saprolegniomycetes, Saprolegniales, Saprolegniaceae. Gene Ontology annotation, biological process: nucleotide catabolic process. The record is from RefSeq and is a predicted model, not a curated record. Gene Ontology annotation, molecular function: hydrolase activity. The transcript is spliced from 4 exons. The annotation marks the transcript as partial.
AUGGCAAAGCUGACCAUCUUGACGGUGAACGACGUGUACGACGUCGCGCCUGACGCGCAUGGCAUGGGCGGCAUGGCCGAGCUGGCGACCUUGCUGCAACGUGAGCGAGCGGCGACACCAGCGUCGUCGACGCUGCUAACAACGAUCAACGGCGACUUUCUCUCGGCGUCGCGAGCCGGAUCCUACUACAAAGGCGCGCACAUGAUCGACCUUCUCAACCACAUGGACAUCGACUUUGCCGUCUUUGGCAACCACGAGUUUGACUUUGGUGCCGACGUCUUGGCGCAGCGCGUCCAAGAGUCCAAGUUUCGCUGGUUUGGCUCCAACGUCAAGGAGAGAGCGACCGGCGGCCUCUUUGCCAACGCGACCGACACGCUCCUUCUUCCGAUCGGUCCAGACG